GCAAAGUCAACAAGCAGCCAGACUGGAGAUGAAGGACCCACUGGGAACUUGCACUUACAGCCUGCUGUACGAGGACCUCAAGAGAUUCUCGAAAAAUGGAGAGACUUUUUGCAAAGAACUUGUAACAGUUUUCCAGCAACGAUCAGAGCUGGAGAUCAACUAUGCCAAAGGCCUGCAGAAGCUGGCAGGGAAACUCAUCAAAGUAUCCAAAGCCAUGAGUAACAACUCAACGUACAAUGCCUGGUCUCUGGUGUCAAAUGAGAUGUUCUCCAUAGCAGAUGCUCACAGAAUACUGGGACAUGCUCUACAACAAGAUACCGUUCUGGAGAUCCGGCAGAUCCUGGAUGAACACACCAAAAGGAAGAAGCCACUGGACAACACCAUUGAAAAAUCUGGAAAACUUGUCGUUACAAACUGGAAUGAACAACUGAAGGUAAAGAAAAAGCUGAGUGCUUUAACCAGAGAACAUGAGGCACUGUUCAGUUUUGUGGAAAAGAACAAACAGAUAUGCACAGAGAAAGAGAAGCAAAAGAUGUUUAACAGACUGACUAAGUCAGCAGAGCUUCAGGUCAAGGUUGAUGAGGAGUACUUCAAUAUGAACAUGGACGGCCAUAAGAUGAGACUGAAGUGGGAGUACACACUGAAAUCCUGCUAUCAGAUCAUUCAAGAGCUGGAGAAGCAAAGGAUAGAGACUCUGUGCAGCACACUAAAUAAAUAUAGUCUCCACAUGUCCAGCUAUAGCCAAACUCUUCUUCAAAGUGAGAAACAGAUCGAGGAGGCCAUUGGUAGAGUGGAUGUGGAGAAAGACCUCCAGACUCUGGUGGAAGACACCUGUGUUACUGCAGAAGAUACAGAGGCUGAAUUUCUGAUGGCUGAUUACUUUGAGGAGGAUGGGAGGACAAUAAUGGGGAGAGAAAGAAGACGAGACGCGUUAAAGAUUAAACUUCAGCGACUGGAGGAAUGGAUCACAAGAACUAAGGAGGAUAAAGAUGGACUGGAGAGAACAGCGAUGUCCUCUGAAAGCACAUCAGACCUCGGUCAAAGAAACACAGAGGAAACUGAGCAGAUACUUGAUGCGAACACUUUAAAACUGGAUCUUUUGGAGGCCACACACUGCAAACUGAACCAAGCUUUGAUGGAUUUAGAGGGAAAACCAAGGCCUUUACAUCGGUUUAGUAACAGCAUCAAGAAAUUCAAAGAUAAGGACUGUGAGCACAGCACAGUCAAACUGUCACGACCAGUUAAGAUCAAAAAGACACCACUCAGAUCACGGCAGUCUUUGAGGACUUCAAUCAUGUAUAAAGGCCCUGCUAAAAAUGGAGCGUCCCGCCAGGACUCUGCUCCAUCUACAGGGGCUGGCACUGCAUCAGCACAACUCAGCCCCACAGAGCCUCAGAGAGCUGAGCUUAACGGAGCUCUGCCCCACUCUGAAGAUGAAGCUGGCAAAGGUGCUGAGUUUUGCAGUAUCGGUAAAUGCAAGGCUUUAUAUGACUAUUCAUCUGAGAGAACUGACGAGUUAAACAUUAAGGAAGGAGAUCUUCUUAACAUCCUUCAGAAGGAUGAUAGUGGGUGGUGGUUUGGAGAACUGAAUGGGGAGAGAGGGCACUUUCCUUCCACAUAUAUUGAGGAGCUGCCCAUCUUAAACGUACCAAAGUCUUCUGAUGCUUAACUCAUGGAAAAGAUUGAUUUUUGUAUUAUUAUAUUGUCACGCUGAAGCACUUUGUAUAUGUGACCAUAUCAAAGCGUACACUUUGUUUAGGGACCUUGAUUUUAUUUUUUUAAGCGUUAAAUAAAGCAGUGAUGCACCCCACUCUAUUUUGCCCGCUAAACCUGUAGUACCUGAGAAACUAGAUGCGCUAUAAAAAACAUUUGGUUAAAACUGUUCACUUGCAACCAACUUUUAUCUGCUUUCAUUUAUCUGUGGAAUUUGUUGAUGAAAUUUAAAUGCAUAAACUGUUGUUGUAGCUGAA
Molecule: messenger RNA, 1970 nt
Organism: Astyanax mexicanus (Mexican tetra)
Lineage: Eukaryota; Metazoa; Chordata; Actinopteri; Characiformes; Acestrorhamphidae
Gene: nostrin
Product: nitric oxide synthase trafficking
Exons: 16
Coding region: 29-1669 (546 amino acids)
Cellular component (GO): plasma membrane; cytoplasm
Molecular function (GO): protein binding
Source: RefSeq, a predicted model, not a curated record